AUGGCAGAGUAUCUGACCACUGUGACUGACCAGAAACUGAGAAGGACAUUGACUAUUGACUCAUCAGCGGAGGACAUGGAUGCCCCAGAGGAAGACAGCUUCCCUUCAUUCCACUCCGUCCUGUCCUCCCUCCCACCUGUCGAAAUGGACAAGGACUCAGAAAGCUACAUCUCGGCCACUGUCUCUGAGUCUGAUGACAUGGGGCCAUUUUCAUGUUUCUCUCGAUCGUAUAUGGCCCCUUUCUCCUGGGCGGCUUUGGCCCAGUGGGACGCAGAUGACAUGGACCCAGAUGACUAUGACAAUAUGGUGUGGGCAGCCGAACCUCUGCUGCAGAACUCGCCUCCUUCAAAAAUGACCUUGCCCUCCAGGAUACAGCCACCCCACAUGGAAAAGAUGAUGAAGAUGCUGAAGGAGGUGUUUGGUUCCCUGCCGGAGGGCCAUAAGGUUAAGAUCAUAGACUGGAUUAAGGAACAGGUCUGCCAGAACUACUUCAACUGUACUUACAACAGCAAGAAUAAUGGAUCCGUACCCAAGCCUGAAAUAGCAGGGGUGACUGAGCACUGUCCACCCAAAGUGAUGUGGCUGAGAAUGGGGGUGAUGAAGAUGAUGGGGCCCUAUCUAUCUCGCCUGCAACUGAGCGAUGUGGAUUCGUGCCCCAAAGACCAGCUGUGUGACUUCUUUGAUUCACCUGAGUUCAACGCUUCCUUCACGGGUGUAGUGGGGAUGAAACCGUCCGUGGGCAGGAAGUUUCUCCAGAUGGUCAGAGAAUGCUCCAAGGACAAGGAUGAGUUCCUACAACAUGCGGACAGGCUUGGCAUGCUGGCCUGUUUCUACAGCGAUGCUCCACCAGCAGACGUCACCCUCAGCACACGCCUGCUCACCCAGCUUGAACACUGCAACAACUCUGGAAGCAAAACGCUAAAGAAGCGCAUGGUGCAGAUGUUGAUAUCAUCAUCUAAAGAUGAGACCAGUCCUGAGCUGCUGCGCCAGCUGGGCUCCGGUGUGACGAUGCUCUCACCCGAACAGCUGUCUGAGUUCCCCGAUGAAGCCCUGAAAGAGACUCUGGCCAAGCUGGGAACCAAAGUCAAAUGGAAGCUGAGGCAGGCCAAGACACUGGCCAAGAAACUACUGAAGGGGAAGACGGAGGUGUCUGGUGAGGAGCUUAUCUCCUUGGGCUCAGCUGUAUCAGGCGUGUCGACCACAGUGCUCAAGAAGAUCAAAUCCCUGGAGGUUCUUGGUAAGGAGAGUCUGAAGGAGGUUGCCAAGAAGAUGAGCAGGGGACAGAGGAAAGCUUUGCUGCAGGGGUUGCGCAGAAACGUGAAACCCUCCAACCUGGUGAAGAAAGUGCCUGGUCCUUUGCUGCGCAGUCUUUCUCUGGACCUCCUGAACAAAGCUAACCUGACGUCUCUGGACCAAGUGGCGGGCAAAGAGUGGAACCGGGCACAAUCCGCUUACCUGGUCAAGAAAUUGAUGGGUCAAAAGAUGAGGCCUAAAUAUAUUAGAAAGCUGGGAUCUGCUAUUCAGGGCUUGGCCUGUAAGCUUAUUGACGGAAUGGCUAAUAGUGAUUCCAAGGAAAUGGCCAAGGCCAUAUCAGAGAGUCAGCAAUGGCUGUCUAAAACACAGGUGGGCUGUGCAGCCCGAAAGCUUUUUGCCAGUUUGGAGGAAAAGAGACGAGGCUAUUUUGAAAGCAUCACCGAGAAAGAGCUGGAUGAGAUUCCCGUGCUUCUGCUGAUUCACCUGCCGCACUGGAAAGUGAGGGACUUGCCUGACACUGUGUGCCCGGCCUUCCUGGACAAGAUGAGUGAGGCUGACUUGGGCUCACUGCCUCUUAAUUCAUCAUCUCGUGCCGCGCUCACCAACAGAGCCCUGCGCUGCCUGGGAACAGACGUGUCUGGACUGUCCAGCAAGGAUGUGCUUAGGCUUGGGCCGUUGCUGUGUGAGGUGCCGCCAUCCAAACUGCGCCUCAUGACCCCCAAGGCCCUCGAGUCGAGCCUGCAGGCCAUUGCAUCCUGUCGCCAAAUACCUCUACGCCACAGAGAGGCACUUGUUCAGCUUCUCAACCAGACAUAUGGGGACCCAUCUGAUUGGUCAGCUGAGACUAUGAUCACCUUUGGUCCUCUCCUGGUGUUGGAUGUUGCCGCCAUACGCAGUCUGCGCUACAAGUCCUGGAUGAGGGAGGUUCUCUCUGACCUGAAAGAGGAACUGUCCAACGCCCCCAUCUCACCCCCUCCAGAUCUCUCAGCCCUGACGAAGAAACUAUUCUUUCUGACCAUCAAGCACUCCGGUGCACGCAGGAAGAGAGAAACUGAUGAGAACCAGGUGCCCAGCGUGGAGCAGAUUGAGGAACUGGGCGAGGCCAAUGUCCACUGGACCCCCGCACAGCUGAAAGCGAUGUCAAUGGACACCUUCAAGGCGACAGUCGAAACCUUGGGGGACGUUCCUGACUUCAGUCCACAGCAACUCGCUGAGCUCUCCAAAAAAGCAAAUAAGGCGUGCGGUGCAGUGCAACACCUGAACGAGAGCCUGGUCGCCCGGCUGGGCUGCGUGUGUCAGGGCUUCUCCAAUGCAGAGCUGGAGAAGCUUCCCAUCUCCAUGGACAAUCUCGACACAGUCGCUCACUGUGGUUGGACUCAGUUACAGAGGGAGGCGCUGUGGAAGGGUUUGGUCCAGCGUGGCCAGCUGACAGUGGAGAGCCUGGGAGAAGCAGAGUUAGCAGUACUGGACCAGUUCAUCUGCGGCCUCAGUGCUAACGAGAUAGGACAAAUCAACACCACUGCAUUCAGGGAGGCAGUCGACUCACUGGGUGAAAUCCAGUGUCCCCCGCUGAUGAUGAAGCAAUUUAAGAAGCACGCUGUGACGGAGUUCGGAGAGCCCGGGACCUGGACGGAGGUGGAGGUCUGCACCCUGGGCAACAUCAUAGCGGGUCUGGACGAAACUGAGCUGACGUCUCUGAAGCCAUCCGUCUUUUCAUUCCUCAGCGAGAACAGCAUACCACUCAUACCCCCUGAUAACUUCGUUGCCCUCUCAGUCAGCCAGCUGGAGGCUCUCGGUCCCGACAACGCCGCCAUGGUGACCGCUGACCAGCGGGCAGGGCUCCGAGAGGAGAAACUGGCGUCUCUCAGCAAAGCUGAA
Molecule: messenger RNA, 3132 nt
Organism: Lampris incognitus (smalleye Pacific opah)
Lineage: Eukaryota; Metazoa; Chordata; Actinopteri; Lampriformes; Lampridae
Gene: otoa
Product: otoancorin
Exons: 23
Biological process (GO): cell-matrix adhesion
Cellular component (GO): cell surface
Source: RefSeq, a predicted model, not a curated record